Perca fluviatilis (European perch) is the source of this 956-nucleotide messenger RNA. It is a transcript of the gene gmppb, whose product is annotated as GDP-mannose pyrophosphorylase B. The record is from RefSeq and is a predicted model, not a curated record. NCBI's taxonomy places the organism in Eukaryota, Metazoa, Chordata, Actinopteri, Perciformes, Percidae. Gene Ontology annotation, molecular function: GTP binding; mannose-1-phosphate guanylyltransferase (GTP) activity. Gene Ontology annotation, cellular component: cytoplasm. Gene Ontology annotation, biological process: cell wall mannoprotein biosynthetic process; GDP-mannose biosynthetic process.
GGCUCGACAGGAAACCAAACAAGGAAUCCGGCUAUGAGCUGUCUUACGUUACGUGUCAUUUCCAGAGUUUCAGUGAUUCAGAAAUCUCCGGGAGACUUUUGGUGAACGGAAUCCUCGCUGGCUGCUGUCUUCUCAUUGGUGAGCUGCGGUCGCCCUGGUAACGGUUGCUAACGGAGAAGCAUGAAGGCUCUGAUCCUGGUUGGGGGUUACGGGACCCGGCUGCGACCGCUCACGCUGAGCGUGCCCAAACCGCUGGUGGAGUUCUGCAACAAGCCCAUCCUGCUGCACCAGGUGGAGGCUCUGGUCCAGGCUGGUGUGGACCAUGUGAUUCUGGCGGUGAGCUACAUGUCUGAGCUGCUGGAGAGAGAGAUGAGAGUCCAGGAGGAGAGACUCGGCAUUCGUAUCUCUCUGUCUCACGAGAAGGAGCCUCUGGGAACCGCGGGCCCCCUGGCGUUGGCUCGUGAGCUGUUGAACGUCGACAACGAGCCGUUCUUCGUCCUCAACUCGGACGUCAUCUGUGAUUUUCCGUUCAAAGACCUGCUGCAGUUCCACCACAGCCACGGCAAGGAGGGAACCAUCUGUGUGUGUAGUUCCAGUGUGGAGGAGCCCUCUAGAAUGUCUUGUGUGGUGGUGUUUGAGAGACACGGGAGGAUCCAUGCAGCCGUAGAGACGCGGGUCUUACGUCUCAACAAGAUCAUGGCAUUUAUCUUCAAUCCCAGCAUGCUAGCCAGGGAUCAGCUGAGACCAACAUCCAUAGAGAAAGAGAUAUUUCCUGUCAUGGCGGAGGAGGGACAGCUGUACACCAUGGAGCUACAGGGUGACUAUUACUACUACUACUACUACUACUACUACUACUACUACUACUACUACGCAGUACUACUGCAGUACUACAACACAAAUAUAUAAUACACACAUUUCUUUAUUUAUGGGUGUCAAUAACGUUUCAGUGCUGACAC